AGGGCAGCGGAGGGGGCUGCCAUAUAGUGAGCCGUAGGCGCCGGCGGUGAAGGGAAGAAGCCCGGAUGAGGCUUCCUGCCAGAAAUUGAGGCGACUCCUCUUAACCCCGCCUCCGGGUGGCUUGUCUCCGGCCCGCCCCUCCUUCCCUGUAGGAGGUGCUGCAGCUCCUGCGAGCCAGCUAGAGCAGCGGAGGCAGCAAGAGGGAAACACAAAGGCGCGCUUGCUGUUGAGGUGAAGAGAGUAAUCCAUAUUGAAGUAUGAGCGCCGAUAUGAGCCAGGAAGUAAUCACAACCCCUCCACCUCCUAGCAUGCCUCACAAGGAGAGAUAUUUUGAUCGCAUCAAUGAAAAUGACCCUGACUAUAUCCGUGAAAGAAACAUGUCUCCUGACCUCAGGCAAGACUUCAAUAUGAUGGAACAAAGGAAGAGAGUCACCCAGAUACUGCAGAGUCCUGCUUUUCGGGAAGACCUGGAAUCUCUUAUACAUGAACAGAUGAAGAAAGGCAAUAAUCCAACUGGACUGCUUGCAUUACAACAGAUUGCUGACUACAUUAUGGCAAGUUCUUUUGCAGGGUUUUCUUCAUCUCCCUUAAGUCUUGGAAUGGUUACACCCAUCAAUGACUUACCUGGGAUAGAUACCGCUGCAUUCGUGAAGGGUGAAAAACUUACUCGUUGUAAAUUAGCCAGCUUGUAUAGGCUGACUGAUUUAUUUGGAUGGGCACACUUGGCUAAUUCAUAUAUCACAGUAAGAGUCAACAAAGAACAUGAUCACAUUCUUAUCAUUCCAAAGGGCCUGUCGUUUUCUGAAGCUUCUGCCUCCAAUUUGGUAAAAGUAAAUAUCAUAGGAGAUGUAGUUGACCAGGGGAGCACCAACCUAAGCAUUGACAGUACAGGAUUCAGUCCUCAUGCAGCCAUCUACUCCAUGCGUCCUGAUGUUCGAUGUGUGAUACACGUACACACUCCAGCAACAGCAGCUGUGUCUUCUAUGAAAUGUGGCAUCCUUCCUAUUUCUCAGGAGGCUCUGAUUUUAGGAGAUGUUGCCUAUUACAAUUACCAAGGCUCUCUGGAUGAGCAGGAAGAGAGAAUUCAACUCCAAAAAGUUCUUGGACCAAGCUGUAAAGUGCUGGUCUUGAGAAACCAUGGAGUAGUAGCACUAGGAGAGACAUUAGAGGAAGCCUUCCACUACAUCUACAAUGUACAAAUAGCUUGUGAAACUCAGGUCCAUGCCAUGGCGGGAGCAGGUGGUGUAGACAAUCUCCUUAUCCUAGACUUACAGAAGUAUAAACCUUUCACGCACCAUGUGGCAGCAACUGGAGGAGGAGGAGUUAAUAUGGCUUCUCAGUUCAAAUGGAAAGUUGGAGAACAAGAGUUUGAAGCACUAAUGAGGAUGCUGGACAACCUGGGUUACAGAACUGGCUAUGCUUAUCGGCAGCCUCUAGUGCGGGAGAAACCCAGACACAAGAGUGAUGUUGAGAUCCCAGCCACCGUGACUGCCUUUUCCUUUGAGGAUGAUUCAGUUCCCAUUUCCCCUCUCAAAUUCCUAGCACAGAAACAGCAGCGGGAGAAGACAAGAUGGUUGAACUCCCCAAACUCAUAUUUGAAAGUGGAUGUUCCUGAAGAAUCCCGAAACGGAGAAACCAGUCCCCGGACUAAAACCACAUGGAUAAAAGCUGAAGAUUCAUCUAAGGUUAGUGGAGGAACUCCAAUAAAAAUAGAAGAUCCAAACCAGUUUGUUCCUAUGAAUACAAAUCCAAGUGAUGUGCUGGAAAAGAGGAAUAAGAUUCGAGAGCAAAACCGGUAUGACUUAAAGACUGCAGGACCACAGUCUCAGUUGCUUGCUGGAAUUGUGGUGGAUAAGAAGCCAAGUACUCCCACGCAAUUUGAAGAAGAUGAGCAUGCCCCACCUGCCCCUCCCAAUCCAUUCAGCCAUCUCACCGAAAAAGAACUGGAAGAAUACAAGCGAACAAUCGAACGCAAGCAACAAGGAGUUGACGAUGCUGAUCAGGAAUUAUUGUCAGAUGAUGGGUCAUCUGUUUCACAAAUACACUCUCAAACUCAGUCCCCGCAAAAUGUCCCUGACAAAUUAGAAGAAAAUCAUUAUGAUUACCUUCAGGAUUCUACCCUCAUCUCUCUGGAUGUCCCAGGUGUGGUGAUGAAUGGCAAGGAAGAUGAACAUGAUGUGGAAGAGGAUCUAGCGCAGAGAGUCAGCCAGUUAACCACUAGUACUGUAGAGAAUGUCGAGAUUACUAUUAAAACUUCUGAAAAGAUUGAGGAGGCACUUUCCCCUGAGGGAUCUCCUUCCAAAUCGCCAUCGAAGAAAAAGAAGAAAUUCCGUACUCCAUCUUUCCUGAAAAAGAGCAAAAAGAAGGAAAAAGCAGAAGCCUAAGUACAGCUCACUCUAAGGCUACAUUGCACAUUUCAAACCCAUGUUUUAAUCAGCCAUUAACAUGGCCAGUUUAGGUAGGGUUGUGUAGUAAACUGGGCCUUAACCUAAGAACAGAACUGGAAGAAACUAGAGACCACUUUAUGUCAAUUGAGCCAAGAAUUCAUCUCUCAAUUAGUAUGAAUAAAAUCACUUUGAGGGUUUGAAAUACUGAAUAUUCUACCAUAAAAUGACAUUGUCAGAGGUUCUAGUACAGCACUAUCAUAAUACAAAGUCCUUUGCAAGUAGCAAGUUACUCCUAGAAAUUUUUCGGGAGUAGAAAAUCUUCAGUACAGCUUCACUAAGGUAGCUGUUGAGUUAUCAUAUAAUGUUUGUUUAAUCUAUUGCCUCGUUGAGUUAAUUGGGCAAUACUUCUUGGUAUUGUGAUUUUUGACCAUAGCAUUUGUUUUGGCCCCACUGUGGUCACUUCUUACCACACCUUGUCAAGAGUUGGUCGUCUAUAAUUAUUAUACACUGGCACAUAAUAUUAGAGCUGGGAAAUUGUAAAAGGAAUUGCAUUUGGAAUUUUACAGAUUGCAUUCAUCACCAAUAACUUUUGCCAAAUACUUCAUUUUAGUAAGGUAUAAUUUUUGAAAACUUUUUUUAUUCUAUCAGUUGGGGGGGCAGAGAGAAAGCCCUUAUUUUUCAAUAAAGGGGUUUUUAUAUGCUUAACAUUGAUAACUUAGUUUAACUAUGGCAAAACAGAAAAAGAAUUUUAUAUGUCAAAACUUUUGUAUACCACUCAGUAUAAAGUAUUAUAGGCAUGUAAACCAAGUAUUUUAACAAUAGAGAUUAUUAAGAAUGCUUGGUUGUAGAGUAUACUUAAAUAUAAUUCAGGAAUCCAGAAGCUCAGAUACCUGAUGUGGAGAACAUAAGUAUAACUGGAUUCAGGUUUAAAUCUUACUCUAUAUUUUUUUCCUUGUGGUAUUGCUAUUGAAUGAAGAAAAAUAAUCUUGUUAACAUGGGGCCUUUUCAGGAGAUCAGUUCAAAGCAUGUUCCAGCUGCAUUUUAGCCUUGGUGGGCUGUUCAGUUAAUUCAGCUAUAAAGCCCCAAGGCAAAGGCUUGAGGGACUAGCUAGCCAGAGCUGAAAUCAACAAGGCGGCAGGGGACCGGGGGGGGGGGGGGGGUUGUUACACCCUUUGCUUUAUUGUUCCAGUUCAGCUCCCAUGUGAUUUCCCUCUUUGGAAGCUGAGUGCUGGCACAGCUUGGCAAAGCAUGGAGGGAGUACUUUUGCUGCUGUUCAUCAAUUCUAUUGCAGGCAGUACCUGUGCCUGUGACAUUUAUGCAACCACAUUCCAGACAACCACUCCACAUUGCAGUGGCCCCUGUAACUUUGGAAUGAAUUAUGCAGUCCCAGAGACUCAGUGUUGUCAUUACAGUGGAGGGAGGAUACAAUAUACCCACAACAGAAGUGCUUCCUGGAGGAUUGAAGUCUGGAUCCAGUGCAGCAGGAUGCAUUGCACUAUAAACUUAUCACCUGGAAAGGCCCACAAUCAAAUGAAGGAGACAAAACUGCAAAAGGGAAAGUGAAAUGGAAAGAAAAAGGGGUGGAGAUAAAGGCUGUAAUAGUGUGCGGGUUAUUUUUCAUAAAAUAUAUGGUAUGGAUUUGGGGUAUUUUUAUUAAAUCAAUGGAACAACAGUUUCAUAUUUAAAAUUAUAAAAGUGAUGUAUAAGAUUUCACAUGGAGUACCACAAUGCCUCCCCCCCUUAAUUGAUUUUAAUAAGAUUGUUUUGCUUUCUUGAUGAACCUUAGAACCAAUUCUGCUUGCACUGUAAGUGCUGAUCCUGCCAUUUUCUCCUUUUUUGAUGGUAAUUUUUGAUUUGGGCUUUUAAAAAAUAAACCUGUAAAUAUGCGCUAAACAAGGAAAUUAACCUAGGGCCUUUAUACGUCAUUAGCCACAAGAGCAAAUACACAUUGAAUAUCAAUGUGACUUCCAAAUUGCCAAGUGAAAUAUAUACCGUAUAUAGAUUGUUAAAUAUGGCUCGGGCGUGGUUUGGCAUGCAAAAAUUGACUAUAGCAUGUUACAGGGCUGGUUAGCUUUGACUGUGUAAGUGUGACAAUGCAGCGCUGGAGUGAUUCUGGAAAUGAUAUUCUAGAUAUCUCAAAAUACUGGAAUCAGUGUGUUCUUUUUUUAAAAAAAACAGUGGAAGUUGCUGAGUUGCUUACCUUUGUUUAUGUUCUACAUUCUUUGUGUUGUAUUACAACAUAUGUAGAAACAGUAACCUGUGAACUAUGCUUUUCAUAACUUUUUAAAAAAUAUCUAAAUGAAUGCAGUGUGCAUAAAUAUUUUUUAAAAAAUGCAAACAUGAACUAUUUGCACCUUUUUUGCUAAUGCCUCUAAUUACUUGCUUGGCAUAAAGAAUGAGCCAACCAACUCUGUGUCCUGUGGAAAAAUAUAUAAAUGUUGUUGGAAAUUGCUCAUAGAUGUAAUGCUAAUUAAUAUUAAAUCACAAAUAAACGGUAUUUUAAAUAGA
Molecule: messenger RNA, 4895 nt
Organism: Heteronotia binoei (common prickly gecko)
Lineage: Eukaryota; Metazoa; Chordata; Lepidosauria; Squamata; Gekkonidae
Gene: ADD3
Product: adducin 3
Exons: 15
Coding region: 258-2384 (708 amino acids)
Biological process (GO): barbed-end actin filament capping
Cellular component (GO): postsynaptic density; cytoskeleton; plasma membrane
Molecular function (GO): actin filament binding
Source: RefSeq, a predicted model, not a curated record